GUCCUGAGACAGCGAACUAAUGGAGCGCCGACUCUGCAAGCUGAAGCCCGCCCUGCCUUUGCAUCCGGAGACGCGGGCUGUUCGCGUGGUCUUUGCUCCUGCCACUUUCCCUUCUGUCGCCUUAGCACCAUGGAAGCCACCAAGCAAGUGGUUAACUUUGGGCCCGGGCCUGCCAAGCUGCCAUACUCGGUAUUGUUAGAGAUACAGAAGCAGCUAUUGGACUACAAAGGCCUUGGCAUCAGUGUGCUUGAAAUGAGUCACAGGUCACCAGAUUUUGCCAAGAUUAUUAGCAACACAGAGAAUCUUGUGAGGGAAUUGCUAGCUGUUCCCAACAACUACAAGGUGAUCUUUGUACAAGGAGGUGGGACUGGCCAGUUCAGUGCCGUCCCCUUAAAUCUGAUUGGCCUGAAAGCUGGAAGGUGUGCCGACUACGUGGUGACCGGGGCUUGGUCAGCUAAGGCUGCGGAAGAAGCCAAGAAGUUUGGGACUGUGAACAUCGUUCAUCCUAAACUUGGAAGUUACACAAAAAUUCCAGACCCAAGCACCUGGAACCUCAACCCAGACGCCUCCUAUGUGUACUUCUGUGCAAACGAGACUGUGCAUGGCGUGGAGUUUGACUUCAUCCCUGACGUCAAGGGAGCAGUGCUGGUCUGUGACAUGUCCUCAAACUUCUUAUCCAGGCCAGUGGAUGUAUCCAAGUUUGGUGUGAUUUUCGCUGGUGCUCAGAAGAAUGUUGGCUCUGCUGGGGUGACGGUGGUGAUUGUCCGUGAUGACCUGCUGGGGUUCGCCCUCAGAGAGUGCCCAUCAGUCCUUGACUACAAAGUGCAGGCUGGGAACAACUCUUUGUAUAACACACCUCCGUGCUUCAGCAUCUACGUCAUGGGCAUGGUCCUGGAAUGGAUCAAGAACAAUGGUGGGGCCGCAGCCAUGGAGAAGCUCAGCUCCGUCAAAUCCCAAAUGAUUUAUGAGAUUAUUGAUAAUUCUCAAGGAUUUUAUGUGUGUCCGGUGGAGCGCCAGAAUAGAAGCAGGAUGAACAUUCCGUUUCGCAUUGGCAACAGCAAAGGGGAUGAAGCUCUGGAGAAGCGAUUUCUUGACAAGGCCGUAGAACUCAACAUGAUCUCCUUGAAGGGGCACAGGUCGGUGGGCGGCAUCCGCGCCUCUCUGUAUAAUGCUGUCACCACCAAAGAUGUGGAGAAGUUGGCUGCCUUCAUGAAGAACUUUCUGGAGAUGCAUCAGCUGUGAGCGUGACCAGCCUCGCCCCGUGAGCAGCGUUCAGAAUAACUUGGGGUUUUCUACAGAAACCUAACAGACGUGGACUCUUUCACAUACGUGCUUUUUACAGAUUUCCUUUUUCAAAGAAUAACCACUAAGCCACGGGGCUCUGCAGAGCCGAGGAAACUCCCAGCUAACGGCCACCUUCACUCCUACUCGGCCUGGAAGCAUUUUGAAAGCUUUCCUGUUGCUUUUCUAAUGAAUUCAGCCUGUCUGUCAUCUUUGCUCCUUUCUCUAGGUGGAUUGAAGGACUUGCCUUGGACUUUUCCCUGCUGGUUCCAACUGGUUCUUUAUCAUUAUCGUAUCCCAAGGAGGUUGAGAGGUCCUAUGUACUGGACGGACAGCUGUGAGUCGGUCGGGUUCUGCAGCUGUUGGUUAAAGUCAUCAGCGACUGAUGAGCAUUUUGGAUCUGUGUACUACAAUUCCCAUAAAAAGACAGGCAUGACAGGCCGUGUUUAUGGAGUGGGAACUUUUUUAAACACCAUACGGUUUAUAUCUAUGCUUUUGAAUUUCUAAUGAAACAGUUCUGUAGAGGCUUUUCAGAGUUCGUUCAGCCAGUGACUUUGUGCAUGACCGUCGUGUUGUGGACACUGGCACCCUCCACCCACUGCCUUUUAAAGCUGCUUCAUGAGAAGGAUCUAGGAGUUCCAUGAUUUACUUUUCUUGCCACAAGUAGAAGAAAUGGUUGUUUCUUUGCUUUUCGGUUAGGCCGUUAAACAAAACUCAGUUACGCCCCCCACCCCCAAACUAUGAUCGCGUGGCUGUUUUUGUAGUUUAACCAGGGCAACACUGUACAUUCCAGAUCUUUGCUGAGGUCUUUUCUGUGUUAGUGUUAGUGUUCAUGUGUUAGUGUUUUCGAUUGACGAUAUGAAGAACAUUAAAGUCCUGAGUCAUCUAAA
Molecule: messenger RNA, 2171 nt
Organism: Rattus rattus (black rat)
Lineage: Eukaryota; Metazoa; Chordata; Mammalia; Rodentia; Muridae
Gene: Psat1
Product: phosphoserine aminotransferase 1
Exons: 9
Coding region: 130-1242 (370 amino acids)
Biological process (GO): L-serine biosynthetic process
Cellular component (GO): cytoplasm
Molecular function (GO): pyridoxal phosphate binding; O-phospho-L-serine:2-oxoglutarate transaminase activity
Source: RefSeq, a predicted model, not a curated record